CAGCACUGGGGCCAUUGAGCCAUGUCGAGAAUCCUUCAUGUAUAAGUGUAGGCUGGUAAUGGCAGUGGACAGUUGGUGGUGGUGUUCAAGUUGUAGAUGGUGUGCUUGGCUGACUGAUGAGCCGCGCAACUCUCUCCAACUAAUAAUUCAGUUCGUCGCUGGAGCCGAGACUCGGGGUCGGAACGAGGCGCAGUCCCAGUUGCAGUCGCCGUUCAGCACCACACCACUGCUUCAGUUUCACAACUGCAUUGCAUUGACAGACAUCCUUGCCAUCUUCCUCCUCUUCCUCAUAUUCGUUCAUUGCAUAGGUUUCCGAGCUGUUCACUUGUCGGGUUAUUUCCUGAGCGGAGUUGCCGCAACAGCGCUCGAUCCUGGAUGCAUCCUCGAUAACUCGACUGUGAGUGCGUCCUGCGGGACACCACUCAGGACUCCCGCCGACCAUGGGCGACAACAAAUCCGCUUAUGAACAUUUGCCCAUUCCCACCUACGAGGAGGCGACUUCGUCCCGCCCGGCGUCCUCACAGGCAAGACUCGGCCCUGAAGAAAUCAGCGACGAUGCGGAAAGGCAGGGUCUCCUCCGUCGGGGACAGACUGGUAACUACCAGCCGCCCACCAUCGAGUCGGUACGGCCCAGUCUGGACUCGCUCGACGGCUUAGAACACAACCAAGACGAAGAAGUGCGUCGGGAGAUGCAACAGAUGGACGUCGAAGACCCUCUGAGUGAUGCCGCCGCGAACCGCUCCCUUCUUCGCCAUCGUCUUUCGAAGCGCUUCUCUAGUUUCACAAACUCCUUCUCCUCCCUUUCCUUACCCUCUUUCCGCCAAUAUCUCCCGACGUUCUCAUGGCCCCGGAUAGACUACCAACAACUCGACUCGAACCGCGUCGUCAUCAUUGGCCGGUUGUUUGGAAUCUUCCUGAUCAUGGGUGUCCUAUAUGUGCUGAUAGCCUCCGACGUCUUAUCAUUCACGAAGAACAGAAUGGGCAUGGGCCAGAUGUACGAUCCGGAAUCCAUCAGGGUCUUCGUGCAGAACCACAUGAACGACCACGGCCACAUGCAGAAAUACCUGGAACACAUCACGGACUUUCCGCAUAUCGCGGGCACAGAGGGUAACUAUGUGCUGGGAGAAUGGGUGGCGGAGCUUUUCAAAGGUUCGGAACUAGAGGAUGUGCAUAUGGAGAGGUUCGAUGUCUACUUGAACUAUCCUCGGAAGGAUGGGAGAAGAGUCGCCAUCGUGGAGCCUGAUAACUUGAAAUGGGAAGCGAGGAUCGAGGAAGAUCAAGAGCAAGCAUAUGUGUUUCAUGGACAUUCAAGAAGUGGAGAUGUGACGGGACCUCUGGUGUACGCAAAUUUCGGCUCUAGGGAGGACUUCAAAACCCUUGCUGAUAAUGGUAUUUCGGUCAAGGAUGCAAUCGUUCUUGUCCGGUAUUAUGGUUCUGAAGGUGAUCGGGCUCUUAAGGUCAAGGCUGCCGAACAGGCCGGUGCAGCUGGCUGCAUCAUUUACUCGGAUCCUUCGCAAGAUGGCUUUGUUCAGGGCCCUACCUUUCCUGACGGACGUUUUAUGCCAGACGAUGGCGUGCAACGGGGGGCUGUAAGUCUCAUGUCUUGGGUAGUGGGGGAUGUACUCACCCCAGGGUGGGCAUCGACUCCUGCCGAGAAAGAGCGUCUAAAACCCGAAGACAGUCCCGGACUUAACAAAAUCCCCUCCAUCCCCAUCUCGUGGAAUGAUGCGAAGCACUUGUUGGAAGCGAUCAAAGGCCAUGGCAAACAGAUGACAGAUAUUUGGACGGGUGCUCCGAACACGGAAUAUUGGACUGGAGGUCCAGAUUCACCAAAGGUCAACCUCAAAAACGUUCAGGAUGAAGAGAUCAAGCAGCCGAUUUAUAACGUUCUAGGGAAAAUCACAGGUUGGGAAGAACCCAAGAAACGAGUGGUGGUGGGAAAUCAUCGAGAUGCCUGGUGUACGGGCGCCGCAGACCCCGGCAGUGGUACCGCGGUCAUGCUUGAAGUCAUCCGCAUCCUGGGUGAGCUACGCCGCCUCGGAUGGCGACCACUCCGAACAAUCGAGUUCGCCAGCUGGGAUGGGGAGGAGUAUAAUCUUAUCGGCAGCACAGAGCAUGUCGAAAACCGGCUAGCAGAGCUUCGGAAAGACGGCGUGGCUUAUCUGAACGUCGAUGUGGGUGUCACAGGCAUUGAUUUCCACGCAGCAGCCUCGCCAUUAUUCGAGCGUUCGCUUGCUCACGUUCUGGACCGUGUCGGCGAUCCCUUUUCCGGCCGCUCGAUCCACGAGAUCUGGGAGUCGUCCAACCAGGGUCUUGAGGGACUUGGUGCUGGUAGUGAUUUUGUCGCUUUCCAAGACAUCGUCGGUACAUCUUCCAUUGACAUGUUCUUCAAGGGUCAGAGAUACCCUUACCACAGCUGUUACGAUAACUUCGAGUGGAUGUCCAAGUUUGGCGAUCCUGAUUUCAAGUACCACAAGGCCAUGGGCGAAAUCCUGGCCCUCUUGAUUCUCGAGAUGGCAGACAAGCCAUUGCUUCCUUUUGAUCUGAAUGCUUACGCCACCGCUGUCACCAAGUAUGUGGACGACCUGGCCACGUACGUAAAGUCUGCUUCUACUGCCAGCGGCCAGAACACGUUGGACCUGACUCCCCUACGCGAGGCCGCAGAGUCUUUCACCCGCGAAGCGCAGCAGUUCCACGAGUUCGACGAUAUCUGGCGCAAUUUUGUGUUCGGAGCAGGCGGGUUCGAGAGCUCGGCCAUGACAACAGCUCGGAGCAAGCACAAUGAGCGCAUCGCCCACUUCGAGACCGACCUGCUCGACCUCGAUGAAGGAGGCGGCCUCGCCAAUCGUACCCAGUUCAAGCACGUCAUCUUUGCGCCGCAGGCCUGGUCGGGCUAUGAUGAAGCGUAUUUUCCGAGCAUUCGAGACGCUAUUGACGCCGGCGACUGGGCAGAGGCACAACAUCAGACCCAGAAGGUUGCGGACAUUAUUGCCGCCGCUGUCAAGAAGUUGAAUGCCUGACCUUGAUAUAUGUUUUUCGUAUUUUGUGUAUUUUUGUGUCGCUAUUCUACUCUCGCCUGCUAGAUCUUGCUCAAAAAUUUUCCGAGUCGGUUUGUGCGUUCGUGGUGCUAUGGGCCUUGUUCAACGGUCACUGCUUUUGUUAAACUCAUGUCGGGCGUUGAUGAGGUCAAAGGCCCAAAGCUUGAUCUUGUGUUUGCUGGAUACAUGUACAGAGCAAAUACAAUCCUGGCUUCUGAUACAGUAUUUUAUCCUGGUGUCCAAUGUUGAGAGCAGACUCAAGGUAGAAAUACAAUGUAUAUUGGGCGGUUCGCAGUGCACAUCAGUAAGGUUCCUACCAGGUGAAUACCUAGGUAGGCAGGACUGUAAUUCAUAUUCAUUGCACAAGUAAUUUUAAUCGUGCUACUGCACAAUACACCGCCAGGUUCUACCUA
Exophiala dermatitidis NIH/UT8656 is the source of this 3451-nucleotide messenger RNA. RefSeq names its product glutamate carboxypeptidase II. The transcript has a single exon. NCBI's taxonomy places the organism in Eukaryota, Fungi, Ascomycota, Eurotiomycetes, Chaetothyriales, Herpotrichiellaceae. Bases 441 to 3020 code for a protein of 859 amino acids. Gene Ontology annotation, molecular function: carboxypeptidase activity. The record is from RefSeq and is a predicted model, not a curated record.